GAGAGAGAGAGAGAGAGAGAGAGAGAGAGAGAGAGAGAGAGUAAAAGCAAAAUAAAACAAAUAAAAAAAAUGAGGUUCAACUUCGACUUACAGGAUCCGAAUUUAACACAAAGGCGUUCCGCCACGCCCAAAGAAGAAGUGGAAUGGGUUCCGCUUCAGAACCACCCAAUCUUCUCCUCCUCCACCACCACCGAAGACCACGCUUCCACCUCCGCCACGUCAUCGCCGCGAAACCUUUUGGCCUGGGACGGAGCCACCAGGCUCUACUUCUGGGACUCCAACAAACACUGCCUCCAUCGCAUCUCUAUUCGACUCGGCGAACCCCAACCUACCUCCGUCCUCGCCUCUUCUCCCUCUAAGGUAUUGCAAGCAGAUGUGCAGCUCAACUUUGUGGUUCAUAAAAUCUCCAUCAAUAGGAAUGGAUCUGCGAUAUUACUUGCUGGUUCAGAUGGUUUAUGCGUCAUGUACCUUUAUGGGCGGAAUUCUACUGAAGAGAAUGCCAUAAUUUGCAGGACUGUUACUGUUGGUUCACAACUCUAUUCCAAUGACUCCAAUGCCAUACGUAUGCUACAAGUUUCAUGGCACCCAUAUAGUGACACCCAUAUGGGAGUUCUUUCUUCAGAUUCAGUUUUCAGACUUUUUGAUUUGUCGUCAGAUCUGCUGCUACCAGAGCAAGAAUAUUAUCUACAGCCCGUUGAACCCGGUAGAUCCAGGAAUGUCACAUCAAUCUGUCCUGUUGAUUUUUCUUUUGGAGGUGACCACUUAUGGGACAGGUUUAGCGUUUUUGUGUUAUACACUGACGGUUCACUUUACAUCCUCUGCCCAGUUGUUCCAUUUGGGAGUUUCUACAAAUGGGAAUCUAUACUAGAGAUAUACAGUGAUGCUCAUACAUUUGGACUGAAAUCAGCCAAUUCAACAGCUGUUAGUAAUUCUAAUCUGGCAAUCUCUUGGUUGGAAGCAACGUUUCCUGAGUUAGCAAACCCAGAAGCAGAAGGGGGAGAUCUGUCCAUGCUUAGAGCUCAUCCUUAUGCUCUAUUUGAUGCAUCAAUUUCCUUGCAGGUACCUAUAUUUUCCUGCCAAUGUUCCAUGAUGCUCCAAAAUCUGUUAAUUACUUAUGCCAAACAGGGUAUGGGAUAGAUGUGAUGGACCUGU
Molecule: messenger RNA, 1152 nt
Organism: Quercus lobata
Lineage: Eukaryota; Viridiplantae; Streptophyta; Magnoliopsida; Fagales; Fagaceae
Gene: MOS7
Product: nuclear pore complex protein-like protein
Exons: 7
Coding region: 70-1137 (355 amino acids)
Biological process (GO): mRNA export from nucleus; ribosomal small subunit export from nucleus; ribosomal large subunit export from nucleus
Cellular component (GO): nuclear pore
Molecular function (GO): structural constituent of nuclear pore; protein binding
Source: RefSeq, a predicted model, not a curated record